AUGACUCAUUUCACCGUUUCGUGCCUCCUCGUGGCACUAUUCUUAUGUCAGUCCUUGGUCCAUGCCGCAUAUAACGGUUAUUACGGGUAUAGCCCCGCGGCUGCACCCUACCCCGCCGAAGAACCUCAGAACAUCAUGAAUCCGGUGGACUCCUGUUGGCGGCUCAAGUCUGACUGGGAUGUCAAUCGUGAAGACCUAGCAGAUUGCGCGGUUGGGUUUGGUUCAUCUACCUUGGGUGGCAAGAAAGGUAAUAUAUAUGUUGUCACAAACCCUUACGACAAUGCACAAAACCCCCACCCAGGUUCUUUGCGGUACGGCGUGAUCCAAGCCAAGCCAUUGUGGAUUACUUUCGCUAAGGAUAUGGUCAUAACCCUAGCGAAUGAGCUCAUGGUCAAUAGCUAUAAGACCAUAGAUGGGCGAGGGGCAAAAGUAGAAAUUGCAUACGGACCAUGCAUCACGAUACAAGACGUGACGAACGUCAUUGUGCAUGGGAUCAGUAUCCACGACUGCAAACCAGGGAAAUCUGGAAAGGUGAGGAGCAGCCCGACGCAUGUCGGUCACCGUAAGGGAUCGGACGGUGAUGCCAUCACUAUUUUUGGUUCGUCGAAUGUUUGGAUCGAUCAUUGUUACCUAGCGAGUUGUACGGACGGACUCAUCGAUGUAAUCCAUGCUUCCACGGCAAUCACUAUUUCCAACAACUAUUUCACUCAGCAUGACAAAGUGAUGUUGCUCGGACACAACGAUAAUUUUGUGAAAGAUGUGAAAAUGAAAGUGACCGUGGCAUUCAAUCAUUUUGGACCAGGACUUGUGGAGAGAAUGCCAAGGGUAAGACGAGGCUACGCUCAUGUGGCAAACAAUAGAUACGAUAAAUGGAUAAUGUAUGCAAUUGGUGGUAGCGCCGAUCCCACCAUUUUCAGUGAAGGCAACUAUUUCAUUGCUUCUGAUAAAUCUUACAGCAAAGAGGUGACGAAGAGAGAAGUAAAAGGAGGAUGGAACAAUUGGAGAUGGAGAACCUCAAACGAUGUUUUCAAGAACGGAGCUUUCUUCGUACCUUCUGGUUAUGGCAGCAUUCCGCUACCGUACAGUUCUGCUCAGCGAUUCACAGUCGCUCCCGGAAACUUGGUUCCUUCUUUAACCGCAGACGCUGGCCCUCUAAACUGCAACCGCAACGGUCCUUGUUAUUAG
Messenger RNA from Arabidopsis thaliana (thale cress), 1185 nucleotides. RefSeq names its product Pectin lyase-like superfamily protein. Lineage: Eukaryota; Viridiplantae; Streptophyta; Magnoliopsida; Brassicales; Brassicaceae. The record is from RefSeq and is marked reviewed. Gene Ontology annotation, molecular function: pectate lyase activity. The coding region runs from base 1 to 1185 and encodes 394 amino acids. The transcript has 4 exons. Gene Ontology annotation, biological process: pectin catabolic process.